GGUAGGUAGGGGGCGGUAUGGGCCCUGCAGGUCUCAUGGUGCUGCAGAAGAAGACUCAGCGCUCAGUACAGCUGAGCUCCCUCCUCCUCCCUCAUUCGACCUGCAGCCCGUUCAGCAUUCACUUGUCCCUGCUACUGAAAGGAUGUCGGACGAAGGUAAAUUGUUCAUCGGAGGACUGAGCUUCGAGACCAACGAGGACUCUCUGGCCGCGGCUUUCGACAAAUAUGGAACCAUCGAAAAAGUGGAUGUGAUCAGAGACAAAGAGACAGGGAAGUCUCGCGGUUUCGGCUUCGUGAAAUACGAUAAUUCAGAGGAUUCUAAAGAUGCACUUGACGGCAUGAACGGCAAGACUCUGGAUGGACGGUGUAUUCGCGUGGAUGAAGCCGGAAAGGGUGGCCGCACCAGAGGAGGAGGUUACAAUUCUGGCCAGAGAGGACAGCGAGGUGGAUUCAGCGGGCGUGGGAGAGGUGGACGAGGAGGUGGAUACAAUGGAGACAGGGGCUAUGGUGACAGGAGCUACAACGAAAGAAGCUUUAGUGGAGAGGGGCGAUUUGGAGGAGGUGGUGGCGGUGGCCAGUACAGCAGGAGCAGCGGUGGCGGAUACUCAAGCUACAGAGACAAUAGGGGUCAGGGGUCAUACGGUGAACGCUCCUACCGCGAUGGAUACGACAGCUAUGCUGCAAACGAGUAAACAUCCUGAUUCAAGAUCAUCACUUGGCUGGCUGUAUGUCAAAGAUGCGCUCCUCAAGAAAAAUGUCCAUGUGUUAUUGCUGACCUUAGUUUUGUAGUUCUGUUGUGGUAGCUCAAGCAUCUUAAAAAUAUUGUAGCCUUGAGUUUUGGUCAUUCCUUAAUGAACCAUGUUACAAAUUACAGUUAAAAACUCUUACCUUGUUUAAUUGGACAUAUUUUUCCUCAAAGGUCCUUUUGUUAACUAAAAGGCAUCUGUGUAAUCUGAUUUUAAUUCUGUAAAGUCCCUAUGAGAGGACCGAACACAGAUUUAGCUUAACAGCCACAACCAUCGCUAUAGACUUUUUGUCCAGCACGUAAAGUGUUCCUUUUAGUAUUUUAUAUUGAAAUAUAUACGUUGGGGCUUUUUUUCCCCUUAACUUAUUUUCCCUCUCAGUCUCUGUGGCUGACUUCCUCUUGGCAGAUUUUUAAACUGAGAACGGAGAUCCAUUUGCUCUUAAACUGACUUUUGGGGGAUUUUGGCUAAAUUCCUUGCACUAUUUAACUUCAUCUAGCUGAGGCUCCUGUAUGUUCAAUUUCCCAAAAGAGUGAAUUCCUUUCAGACUGGUGAACUGCACAUCCGAAGUGACCGGCUGUUCAUGAAAUUGCAAAUUGCAGCAUGCUACAGUCUGUCCAAGGUAUCUUCUGUGCUCUGCUCAACAUCUGCAUUUUAAAUGUGCUGUCAAAUGGACUAAUCUUGUUUAAAUGAUUGGAAAAUGUAACUUAGUUUCCCCAAAGUAAUAUCUCUACCGGGAACAGUUUUGUACUUUAUGUUCUUUGUAUGAUCAACAAUUUUCUUUCUUUGUCAGUUUGGCUUCAUGGAGCCUAUUAAACAGACUGUGGAAAAUAACCUUGAUUCUUUUGCCUUUCAAAACUACCGCAUGGGGGAGUUUAGCCGAUAGCUGUAGGCUUGCGUAAGUAAGCUUACGAGAAGUCAACAGCUUGAAGCACUGAAAUUGCACAUUUUGAUUUGGAGGGCAAUCUUUAAUUGGCAGUUUAUUCUAAAUUUCUAAGAAAGAAAUGGUAAUUUGAAUCUUUUAAAAGUCCACUUCCAGUCCACAAGCUGCCUGCCUGAUCCAAGAUUUCAAAAUGUAAAGAUGGUUUUUGGCUCAGUGCAUCCUUAAAUGUCUAGAAACCAUCAACUUGGCAACUUGAUCGUUUGAAAUCAAACUUCUAGUGAUGUUUGAAGAAUAAUCUCCUAAAGUGGCACAUGUAACGCAGGGAAUCAUCAUCAGUCUGGUCAUGUUAAUGCUUCAUUACGUUCAAGAGGUCAGCUACUUCAAAAACCUACAAGUCCUUGGAGAGUGUUGCGCCUUCCAACAAGUGCUCAUCAGAGAUGAAUGCUGCUCUCUGGUCAGGUCAAAUGUGGAGAAAGUAGGCCAAUGCACGUGAGGUAAAAAAAUCUCCUUUUGCUUUGCUCACAUCCUUCAAACUCAGUUCUCAUUGUUUCCAUGAAUUCCUUCAAGUUAGUCAUACGUUUCUAGUCCUUUGCUUCAGAUGUCGCCCACAACAUGCCAUGGCCUCUACCCCGAUUGGAAAAGUUAAUUGAGAGAAUGUUUCUAAGAAGCUCCUAUGGAUUGUAGUGGUCCACCUCCUGAGUCCACCAAAAGAAAAGCUUUGGCCUCUAAGUCAUGGGUAGUAUUGUGCUCAGUCUGUUCACUGCACUAGUCCUCACAUUUGCUCAUGUAAUGCCCCACAACAGUCCCAAUUGACGUCUAGACUGUUCAGUUUCUCUUUGCACCCUUGUAUUUGAAUAAGUGGUGAGUUUCAGAGACUAAUAGGGUUGCAUGCAUUUUAUUGUGUCAAAAGUUAAUUGCUGUGCUUAAUACUCCUUUUACUCUUUUUCUUUAGAAUGAACUGGCUGGCAGAAGCUUCAGUGAAUCUCCUCACAGGUGACAUAUCAGGCUGUAGAUGGCCGUGACUGAUGCAGUUCCCGUUAACAGGUCAAAUGUGCCGCAGUUAUGGUGCAGCUGUAAGCAGUGGCUACAUGGGAGGAACCGACCAAGAUCAGGCUGAUUCCAAGUUGGAGGCCUUGGUUGAUGCUAGUUUGCCUGAAAGACUUCCAAAUGUAAUGGCAGCUAAUGAAAGGUCCUAGAGAACGAAUGGACCAGAUGACGGAGCUUGUCCUGACACAAGAAGCAGUUACUUUCAAGCAAUGUCGUACAGUCAUAUUUGUUCAAUCAAAAACACAAGUUUUCUGGUUGUUUUGUACUUUCAAUAAUAAAUUGAUGGAUCAAACUU
Messenger RNA from Gymnodraco acuticeps, 2967 nucleotides. It is a transcript of the gene cirbpa, whose product is annotated as cold inducible RNA binding protein a. Gene Ontology annotation, molecular function: RNA binding. Bases 143 to 691 code for a protein of 182 amino acids. The record is from RefSeq and is a predicted model, not a curated record. Gene Ontology annotation, biological process: positive regulation of mRNA splicing, via spliceosome. The transcript has 8 exons. Lineage: Eukaryota; Metazoa; Chordata; Actinopteri; Perciformes; Bathydraconidae. Gene Ontology annotation, cellular component: spliceosomal complex.